AUGACAUCGAGUCGUGACCCGGUAGAAGGUCAACAGCACGAUGAGGCUUUCAAGGAUCAGAUCUCCCCAGCUCUCGACAAGAAGCGUAAUGCUUUCUCCGAACUCAUGUCUUCGAAACCGAAGCAGACGAAACAUCGACCACAACACAGCAAUCCAAGAGAUGCACGAAAUGGCCUUCUGCCCUAUAUCCUCAAUCCUGCCAGCUUCUCCUCGGACAUCGUCAUCCAACACAACCAGAAUACCGUGCUCAUCAGAGAUGCCUUCCCAAAAGCUUCAGUUCACUUACUUCUCCUGCCGCGGGACUCAACGAAAUGGAACAUCAAUCCUCGAGACGCGUUCGAUGAUGAGAUCUUCCUAGCCAUGGUCCGAGAGGAGGCAGCUGAAGCCCUGCGGUUGGCCGCUUCAGAGCUUUUAAGAUUGAUCGGUCCUCACUCAGAAUCAUGCAAAGCUCGCAUAGCGGCGAUGGAGAGCGACGAUCCUCCCACUGAACUGCCAACGGGACGGGACUUCUCCAAAGAGUUCAAGGUGGGCAUUCACGCACAUCCGUCUAUGAAUCAUCUCCACGUUCAUAUCAUCAGUCGAGACAUGUAUUCGGAUCGGCUCAAGCAUCAGAAGCAUUACAACAGCUUCAACACCGACUUCUUCAUCCCGCUUGCAGACUUCCCGCUGGCUGAAGGGGAUGUUCGGCGUCAGACCGGUUAUCAAAAUGCCAAUUUGAAGAAGGACUACAAGUGUUGGCGCUGCGGGCAGGGUUUCGCGAACAACUUCACAGCGCUCAAGGCGCAUCUCGAGGAGGAGUAUAGAGCUUGGAGGAAGGAGUGA
Molecule: messenger RNA, 822 nt
Organism: Cladophialophora yegresii CBS 114405
Lineage: Eukaryota; Fungi; Ascomycota; Eurotiomycetes; Chaetothyriales; Herpotrichiellaceae
Exons: 1
Coding region: 1-822 (273 amino acids)
Biological process (GO): double-strand break repair; single strand break repair
Cellular component (GO): nucleus
Molecular function (GO): single-stranded DNA binding; DNA 5'-adenosine monophosphate hydrolase activity; single-strand break-containing DNA binding
Source: RefSeq, a predicted model, not a curated record